Messenger RNA from Sinocyclocheilus grahami, 1915 nucleotides. Its product is annotated as transcription factor Sox-21-B. Gene Ontology annotation, cellular component: nucleus. Gene Ontology annotation, molecular function: RNA polymerase II cis-regulatory region sequence-specific DNA binding; DNA-binding transcription activator activity, RNA polymerase II-specific. The transcript has a single exon. Gene Ontology annotation, biological process: neuron differentiation; negative regulation of transcription by RNA polymerase II; positive regulation of transcription by RNA polymerase II. Bases 336 to 1064 code for a protein of 242 amino acids. Lineage: Eukaryota; Metazoa; Chordata; Actinopteri; Cypriniformes; Cyprinidae. The record is from RefSeq and is a predicted model, not a curated record.
UGACAGUCACUCGAUUGAAGUUAUCAGCUGCGGUUGCUUUCCUGAGGAGGAAAACAACAAGCGAGCAGAGCUAAGGAGGAAGACGGCUUCUUGUUUAUCCCUUCGACUUCAUCUGCGACUUUUUGAGGAUAUAGCCUACUCACGAUGCAUCUGAGAACAUUGCUUUCGUGAAAGUUUAAGAAGAAUUACGCUUGGACUUGUUUUCGCGGCGGAAUGUCGCAGUGAGCCUGAAGCAAGCUUGGAGACCUUUACACGGCGUCGCGCAAAUCUCGGACGAAGCGACAGUCCUGCCGGCGGAGUUUUACCUGAGCAGGUGAAGCGAACGCUUGCACAGCAUGUCCAAGCCCAUGGAUCACGUGAAGCGUCCUAUGAACGCGUUCAUGGUGUGGUCCCGAGCGCAGCGGCGGAAAAUGGCCCAAGAGAACCCGAAAAUGCACAAUUCCGAGAUCAGCAAGCGGCUCGGAGCGGAGUGGAAACUUCUGACGGAGUCCGAAAAGCGGCCGUUCAUCGACGAAGCGAAGCGACUGCGGGCGAUGCACAUGAAGGAACACCCUGACUACAAAUACAGACCCAGGCGAAAGCCCAAGACUUUAAUGAAGAAAGACAAAUUCGCGUUCCCGAUGGCGUAUAAUUUGGGCGAGCACGAGGCGAUGAAAGUGGGCGGUUUACCGAUUGGAGCGCUUUCCGAGUCGUUAAUGAGCAACCACGACAAGGUAGCGGCGGCGGCGGCGGCAGCCGCGGCCAGGGUGUUCUUCAACCCUUCCAUGUCUACCAACCCCUAUUCUUUUUUUGACCUCGGCUCAAAAAUGACAGAGCUUUCUCCACCGUCUUUCCCAUACGCCUCACCGUUGGGUUACCCAACAGCGGCGACGGCUUUCUCCGGAGCGGGCGCACAUACCCACACGCAUUCCCAUCCAUCGCCGGGUAACCCGGGCUACAUGAUCCCGUGUAACUGCGCGGCGUGGCCGUCUGCGGGGCUCCAGCCACCCCUUGCCUACAUUUUACUACCUGGAAUGGGCAAACCACAGCUUGAACCGUAUCCCGCGUACGCGGCGGCGUUAUGAGACUCUGAAAAAGUUUCUAAAUGUGAAAUAAACGCAAUACAGGUGGAGCAUGAACAUGUGAUGCCACGAUCGUCAUAUCAGAUAUCACAUGUGUUUGUAUCAUGAUUAAUGCCUUGAUGUAAGGUACAACUCUCUGACGUUCUGUUCAGGAUAUUAAUGGGAAACGACAAUGUGCUGAACGGCUCGAGCGAAUAUAGUAUGUGCCCUUAUCAAUGUGAAUAAUUCUACCGCGUCAGACUAACCUGUUGACUCUGUAACUUACCAUGUGACGCUAUUGCAGAGAAAACCGGUCAGUGCUGUUAAAGUGGUCGCAUUUGAGCUAUAUUGGAAAAAAAAAAAAAAAAAUUGUUUUAUUAUGAAAAUCAGAUUUGGUUAAUUCCCACGCAGUUUUCUUCUUCUUCUUCAAAUCAGUCAUGUUGCUGUAAAUGUGUAUAGAUUUAUUAAAUCAUAUCUGGUUAGUGCUCCAAAUGCAGGAGCUGAUGGACUAGAAAUCAGGUGUCCAUGGAUGUAUGUAAUAUUUAUUGUUCAGUCAGUGAAACUGCCCUAUUUGUUGAUCGUGGGACACGAUCCGUGUCCUUUGAUAUUUGCACAAAGGGAGACCAUGAGCACUUAUAAGUGUAAUUUAUUGAAAAGAAACAACAUGCCCAAGUUCCUGAAAUUUCUAUGGGUGCUGGUCCGUCGACAUAUUCUACAUCAGACGACUGUCAGAUGCGUUCACGUAUAAGAAAGUCAGUCCGUUUUUUACUAACUCGAAGUGAAAUUGUAUGUUCUAUGUUUUGCAUAAUUCCACUUAUAUGUACUUAAAAUGCCUAGCGUUCAUUUAUUGGACAAGGGGGAUAUAAUAAAGCGUA